UGCUGCGGCGGCGGGUGGUGGUGGCGGCGGCGGCGGCGCCGGCGCGGCAGGCCCAGGCCGCGGGGCCCGGAGAUGAGGCCAGGAUGUCGGUGUCAGGGCUGAAGGCCGAGCUGAAGCUGCUCGAGUCCAUCUUCGACAAGGACCACGAGCGCUUCCGCAUCGUCUCCUGGAAGCUGGACGAGCUGCACUGCCAGUUCGUGCUGCUGCCGUCGGCGCCCCCGCAGACCGCCACGGACGGCAGCCCCGCCAGCGCCGGGGGAGGCGGCCCGCCCCAGCCGCUCACCAUCCACUGCAACAUCACGGAGUCCUACCCCUCUUCAUCGCCAAUAUGGUUUGUGGAAUCAGAUGACCCCAACUUGACUUCAGUGUUGGAGCGUUUAGAAGAUAUUAAGAAGAGCAAUACUCUGCUUCUCCAGCAACUGAAACGUUUGAUAUGUGACCUCUGCAGAUUAUACAACCUUCCUCAGCAUCCUGACGUUGAAAUGUUAGAUCAGCCGUUGCCAGCGGGCCAGAAUGGAACGACUGAAGAAGUUACGUCGGAAGAAGAGGAGGAGGAAGAUAUGGGUGAAGACAUUGAUCUAGAUCAUUAUGAUAUGAAGGAGGAACCUGUUGAUGGGAAGAAAUCUGAGGAUGACGGCAUUGAAAAAGAGAACCUGGCAAUCCUAGAAAAAAUCAGAAAGAAUCAAAGACAAGAUCACCUAAAUGGUGCCGUUUCUGGGUCUGUCCAGGCUUCUGAUCGACUUAUGAAAGAACUCAGGGAUAUUUACAGGUCACAGAGUUACAAGACAGGGAUUUAUUCAGUGGAACUUGUAAAUGACAGCUUGUAUGAGUGGCAUGUAAAACUUCUAAAGGUUGAUCCUGACAGCCCAUUACAUAGUGAUCUUCAAGUCUUAAAAGAAAAAGAAGGUGUAGAGUUUAUUUUGCUCAACUUCUCUUUUAAGGACAACUUCCCCUUUGACCCUCCGUUUGUGCGAGUGGUCUCUCCUGUGCUUACGGGCGGGUAUGUUCUCGGCGGAGGUGCAUUAUGCAUGGAACUUCUUACUAAACAGGGUUGGAGUAGUGCCUACUCCACAGAAUCCGUCAUCAUGCAGAUCAAUGCCACAUUAGUCAAAGGAAAAGCCAGAGUGCAGUUUGGAGCAAAUAAGAACCAAUAUAACCUAGCAAGAGCACAGCAGUCCUAUAAAUCUCUAGUACAGUUACAUGAGAAAAAUGGUAUGUAUGGCUGGUUCACACCUCCAAAAGAAGAUGGUUAAUAUUGUGGACUUCUCAUGCACUUGGACCAAUGUCAAUAAAAGAUUUUCCUUCCAACACAGAUUCAAGCUACAAAUACCCCUGUAACAGCCAUACUGAAGACUCUAGCUAAUAGAUCAUUAGUGGAUAAUCUGUUGACUGACACAUCCAGUAUAAGUUACAGCCGUACAAUUCUGCUCUUCUGUCAAAGUAUCUUGGACUGAACAGUUUAAGACUUUGCUGUACUGUCCCUAUGGAAUAAGCAUUCCACGCCUCCCUCAUCUUAGAAGUGUAAAUCCUUCAAACCGGACUCUUGGUUUACUAAAAUAUCAAUCAAUAGCAACUCUUUCCCAUACCGACUUCUGUAUGCACUUAAUUUUUUUUUCUCCUACACUGCGGACAGCAGAAAACGGCAAUAUAUUUUAUUUAAAGCCAACUGAGUUGAAUAAAGCUAGUUUAAUAAUAUGUUACAAAGUUUUUCAGGUCUCAUGAAAUCAGUCUUUUUUCCCCUCCCUGACCUAAAUUUGAAAGCAUUUGUAGAAUUGCCAAAUUUAAUGAUGAUAUAUAGGAAAGCUGUAAUGUUAAACCAUUAAACUCCUUGAGGAUAUGAACUGCUUCUGGGCGGAGAGGUUCUUCAGUUGCCGUGCCGAAGCAGAGCCAGGCUGUGCGAAUAGAACUGUGCGGCUAGUCAUUUCCACUGGGGCAUCCAUUUUCUGCUGGGCUCUUGUAUCUCCUUUGCAAGAAGGAGCCAUAGGUAUAAAGCUUGAAGUUAUUUAAAAUACUAGAAACCUUCUUUAGGCAUUCGAUUCUAUUAACGGGUUGUUGCAAUCAUUUGUAGACUAAUGAAUUUAAAAAAGAUUGACAAAAAUCAAGAAGACACUCUUUUAUAGUAAAAAAAAAUUUUUUUUAAACAAAAGCCACAGUAACAAGUCCCAGGAAUCUCUUGAUUGAGGUUUUUUUUUAAAUAAAUAAAUAAAUGUGUUGCCAUAGUCAUGACCAUGGUUUUGUUGAAAAGCUAAUGGAGGACCCUGCUCUUCCUUUUUAGGAAAUGAAUCUGGAUCUGUCACUGCUGUGAGUUGGUAACUGCUAUAUCAUUGCCUUACCUUUUAAAAGAAAAUCAGGUGUGGUUUUUAUUUUUGGUAGUUGAAUUUGUGUAGACCUUUUUGUUCACAGGAAUUGAAUUAAGGGUAUAAGCACUUAUUUUUAGAAGUCCAAAAAUAUCUUGGCUCCCUUCCCUUCUCAAAUAUAUAUAUUAAAUUUGUGCUUUCUUUGGUACCCAAGCAUUUGGCUCAGGUGUUUGGUCACAUAUGCUGGUUUUUUGUUUGUUUGUUUUAGCUUGGAAGAUGAAAUUAGAAAGAUUUGGCCUGAUAGAAGAGAGUAUUUUGUGCCGUCUUUUAAGGAGAGCCGGGGAAGACUUCCAGUCUCCUUGCUUAUUUGGCUGUACAUAUUAUUAUUCCUAUAAAAUCCCGAUAGCAGCCUUAAGUUGGAGGCCAAAUUCUGUAAGCAUUUCUACAGUUCCUUUAAAACCUGAGGUUAAACUUUGAAUACAUUAUUGAAUUCCUUAAUAUUCUAAUGGACUAGCAGAAUGACAGGUGCACCCCUGGCUUGCUUUUUAUUUUUUGAGUUUCAUUUUUCAUUGCAGAAUUAUUUAGCAGUGUACGGUAAUCUGUAAACUUGCAUCAAGUUUAUGAAUAAAGAACCAUUUUAAGAA
This is a messenger RNA of Elgaria multicarinata webbii, 2941 nucleotides long. It is a transcript of the gene UBE2Q2, whose product is annotated as ubiquitin conjugating enzyme E2 Q2. The record is from RefSeq and is a predicted model, not a curated record. The coding region runs from base 84 to 1253 and encodes 389 amino acids. NCBI's taxonomy places the organism in Eukaryota, Metazoa, Chordata, Lepidosauria, Squamata, Anguidae. The transcript has 13 exons.